This is a messenger RNA of Tripterygium wilfordii, 1075 nucleotides long. Its product is annotated as CASP-like protein 5B2. Gene Ontology annotation, cellular component: membrane. The record is from RefSeq and is a predicted model, not a curated record. The transcript has 4 exons. Lineage: Eukaryota; Viridiplantae; Streptophyta; Magnoliopsida; Celastrales; Celastraceae. The coding region runs from base 373 to 915 and encodes 180 amino acids.
UCUAUCAGUCAGCCAGUGACACUCCCAAAAAGCAUUACCAAUUUAACAGAUUUAACAAUCUUCCAACCAAACAAUAUAUUUUAAUCGGUAAUCAAGGAAUGAUUACGUUAGGGAUUCUUUAAGCCAUCGAUUCGGUGAUGUUUGUUGGGUCUGUGGUCGACGGAAUGAUGAAGAUCUUCAACUCUUUGCCCUAAAUUCGUGUUCUUCUCAUCUGCUUUAGCAUCUAUUGGAUUGAUCGAAUUGUUUUGGUUCUUGAAAUGUAAAAUGGCUUAUUGAAAUCUAGGGUUUGCUUUUCAAUUUCUUCCUCUCGUAUUUGGGCUCUUUGGAUUGUCGAAGGGUCUUCUUUUGUCACUACUUUGAGAGGAGAGAGAAAUGAAAGACGUGAUGGGGAGUCCAGGAACUGUAAGUGGUCUACUGUUGAGGAUAGGGCAAUGUGCAUUUGCUGCAGCUUCGAUUGGAGUUAUGGCGUCUGCUAUUGGCUUCUCUACCUUCACGGCUUUCUGGAAAUAUUUUGAAGUUGGGUCAUGCAGGCUUUCAAAGAUGACACGGGGAUUGGUUGCAUUGUCUUCUGAAACGCUGAACUAUUUAAUUGCCUCAAUGGGGCUUCAAUUGCUGUGGAGCUUAGGACUCGCCUGUCUUGAUGUUUAUGCUUUGAGGAGAAAGAGAGACCUUCAAAAUCCUGUCCUAGUGAGCCUGUUUGUUGUGGGAGAUUGGGUUACAUCUAUGUUAUCACUUGCAGCUGCAUGCUCUUCAGCUGGAGUUGCAGUUCUGUAUGCAAAAGACUUGCCUGUUUGCAGGCAGCAAUUGCAUCUGCCCUGUGGUAGGUUUGAGAUUUCCAUACUUUUGGCUUUCACCACUUGGAUUCUCAUCGCGAUAUCUUCUCAUGUGAUGUUCUGGAUCGUAGCCUCAGUAUAGAUGAAUCGAGGUUUCCUCUGAUCAAUGUGCUAAUUAUACGUGUAUCUUUUGUGUUACAUGUAAUUUUUCUUUCUUUUUUUUGAAGUUUUACCUUUCCUAACUAUUGUGGCUGAUUUUCAAACAAGUAUCUUGUUAAUUGGAAAAAGUUUUGAUCGAUCAU